AAAUUUGUAUCGAAUACUUAAUAUAUGUAAGAUAAUGAUAGUACGACAAUUAGAACAAGUAGAUAGAAAAUGUAUAAUUAUAUUUGAUUUAUAGUGCGGUGUAUUUAUAUCAAUUAUGAGUUUAAUUUCCUCAACUGAAGAAGGAUGGAUAAUAUCCCAUUUAAAAUAUCUUAAUAAUAUUUAUGCAAAUGUAAAAAAUGGCAGCACUAAAUGUAAACUAAUUUUUAAUGAAGUAUUAUUUGAAAUAAAUUCUCAAUAUUUACGAGAAAAUCAAACAAUUCAAUGCGAGCAACAAGAUGGAAUUUCAUUACAAAGUAAAACUAGGAAAAGAAAACGAUUAAAACUUUUACCAGAUGAAGAUUUAAAAGAAAUAAAUUAUAUUAAACAAACCUUCAAUAAAAUGAUUUCAAAAACGGAGGGAUUAUUUUCUACUAAUAUAUUAUCUGAUAAUAAUGAAGCAGCACGCUUGGCAUCUCAAAAAUUUUAUCAAGAUACAUUUUGUAAUGAAAAAGAAAAUUUUUAUGGUUGUAACGAUAUGGAUAUAGUUAUUACAUCGGAAUUAAAAGAAAAAAGAUAUGUUUUCCCUCAAAAAUGUAAAUUUUAUUGCUAUGAUGUGAGAGAGAUUGCAAAAAAGCUGGACCUAAACAACCAAUAUGAUUUUAUAUUGUUGGAUCCUCCUUGGUGGAACAAGUCCAUAAGAAGAAAAAAAACCAGAUAUUCAGAAGCUAGCUAUAAAAUGAUGUACAAUGAAGAAUUAGCUAAGAUACCAAUUGGAAAAUUAUUAUGUUCAAAUGGACUUGUAGCAAUAUGGUGCACCAAUGCUCCAAGUCAUUUACAUAGUAUUUUUAAUAAUAUAUUUCCAUCUUGGGGUGUUACAUAUAGAGCAAAAUGGUAUUGGGUUAAAAUAACUCAAGGAGGAAAUACAAUAUGUAAUUUUAAUUGUGCACCUGGUAAACAACCUUAUGAACUAUUAGUUUUGGGAUCUGUAUUAAAUGGAAAUGAAAUAAACAUUCCUGAUGGUAGAUUAUUAAUAAGUGUACCAAGUGCAGUACAUUCUCAUAAACCACCACUUACAGAAAUUAUGAAAGAUUAUCUUCCAAAUGAACCAAAAUGUUUAGAAAUAUUUGCUAGAUAUUUGCUUCCAAGAUGGACAAGCUGGGGUCUUGAGGUGUUAAAAUUUCAGCAUUUAUCAUUGUAUACAAUAUUAGAAGAAACAAAAGAUACUCAAAAUAAAUAAAUAAUAAUAUAAAUAAAAUAAAUAA
Molecule: messenger RNA, 1262 nt
Organism: Apis mellifera (honey bee)
Lineage: Eukaryota; Metazoa; Arthropoda; Insecta; Hymenoptera; Apidae
Gene: Mettl4
Product: methyltransferase-like protein 4
Exons: 5
Coding region: 116-1237 (373 amino acids)
Cellular component (GO): RNA N6-methyladenosine methyltransferase complex; nucleus
Molecular function (GO): methyltransferase activity; nucleic acid binding
Source: RefSeq, a predicted model, not a curated record